GGGAAGCAGGGCCCCCCCCGUCGGCCCCUUUGCCCCGGGCCAGCUUCUGUGAAGUGGGCACCUCCACUGGGGCCCCCCGGGUGGGCUCCAUGGCAUUUUCUGAACUCCUAGACCAAGUGGGUGGCCUGGGCAGGUUCCAGGUUCUCCAGUUGGUGGCUCUGGUGGUCCCCAUCGUGUGGCUCACCACUCAGAGCAUGCUGGAGAACUUCUCGGCCGCCGUGCCCAGCCACCGAUGCUGGGUACCCCUCCUGGACAACAGCACUGCCCAGGCCAGUGUCCCCGGGGCCCUGGGCCCCAAGGACCUCCUGACCGUCUCCAUCCCCCCGGGCCCCGACCACGAGCCCCAUCGGUGUCGCCGCUUCCGCCAACCACAGUGGCAGCUCCUGGACCCCAACGCCACGGCCACCAACUGGAGCGAGGCUGCCACAGAGCCGUGCAUGGACGGCUGGGUCUAUGACCGCAGCACCUUCCCCUCCACCAUCGUGGCCAAGUGGGACCUGGUGUGUGACUCCCACGCCCUAAAGCCCAUGGCCCAGUCCAUCUACCUGUCUGGGAUCCUGGUGGGAGCUGCGGUGUGCGGCCACAUCUCCGACAGGUUUGGGCGCAGGCUGGUGCUGACCUGGAACUACCUUCAGAUGGCCGUGUCGGGCACGGCCGCCGCCUUCGCCCCCACCUUCCCCGUGUACUGCCUGUUCCGCUUCCUGGCGGCCUUCGGCGUGGCGGGCGUCAUGAUGAACACCGGCACGCUCCUGAUGGAGUGGACAUCGGCGUGCGCCCGAGCCUUGGCGAUGACCUUGAACUCCCUGGGCUUCAGCUUCGGCCAGGUCCUGAUGGCAGCCGUGGCCUAUGGCGUGCGGGACUGGGCCCUGCUGCAGCUGGUGGUCUCUGUCCCCUUCUUCCUCUGCUUUGUGUACUCCUGGUGGCUGGCAGAGUCGGCCCGAUGGCUCCUCAUCACAGGCAGGCUGGAGCGGGGCCUGCGGGAGCUGCGGAGGGUGGCUGCCAUCAACAGGAAGAGGGUGGUGGAGGGCACGCUGACCACCGAGGCCUUACUCUCAGCCAUGCAGGAGGAGCUGAGUGUGGGCCAGGCCCCCGCCAGGCUGGGUGCCCUUUUCUGCACGCCUGGGCUGCCCCUCCGGACCGGCAUCUCCACUCUGUGCUGGUUCGCCUUUGGCUUCACCUUCUACGGCCUGGCCCUGGACCUGCAGGCCCUAGACAGCAACAUCUUCCUGCUCCAGGUCCUCAUUGGGGUCGUGGACAUUCCGGCCAAGAUAGGCUCCCUGCUGCUGCUGAGCCGUCUGGGCCGCCGGCCCACCCAGGUGGGGUCCCUGGUUCUGUCAGGGCUCUGCAUCCUGGCCAACACGCUGGUGCCCUACGAGAUGGGGGCCCUGCGUUCAGCCCUGGCCGUGCUGGGGCUCGGGGGCCUGGGGGCCGCCUUCACCUGCAUCAGCAUCUACACCGGUGAGCUCUUCCCCACCGUGCUCAGGAUGACAGCGGUGGGUCUGGGCCAGAUGGCAGCCCGAGGGGGAGCAAUCCUGGGGCCUCUGGUCCGGCUGCUGGCUGUCCACGGCCGCUGGCUGCCCCUGCUGGUGUACGGGGGGGUGCCAGUCCUUAGUGGCCUGGCUGCCCUCCUGCUCCCAGAGACUCAGAGCCUGCCGCUGCCCGACACCAUUCAAGAUGUGCAGAACCAGGCGGUAAAGAAGGCAACACGCAGCACCCCGGGGCCCACUGUCCUGAAAUCCACACACUUUUAAGCCUCCCGGGAAUUCUGCGAGGCAACGCUGGGAGGAGCACCUUCUCUCUUUUGGAGAAGGCAGGACGGCAAAGGCCCCCAUCUCUAGAAGAGGCUGCCCCUCUCUGCCUGAGGAGCCGCCUUCAACAAAGAAAGGGCCAGAGGACAGCUUCACUGGCUGGGGGCUGCCCCGUGCACCCUCACGGGACCCUCCCUCGUGACUGAGAGAAGGAGCAGGGACCCACAGGAACCUGUUUACCCCUGCUCCCCUCCUCACUGCUCACGGCCCCUAGCUGCCCACUGCCCCCCCGAGCUCGGAGGCCACCACCACCCACGGUCAAAUCUUCCCCAGCUCCUCACACUGCCCCGAGAGCCCCACACAAGUCUGAGCUCCUCAGCCAUUCCCCAAAGGCCCCCAGUCCCCCCUCUCUCCACAUUCCAGCCAAGGACCAAUCCUCCCCGCCCCUUCUCUACCUGACAAAGUCCCUCCCAGACCCAGGGCCCAGGGCCCAGCCCAAGGACAUAAUGAAACCCUUACCCACAGCCAUGGUGCCGCACCUGACUCCCACACUCUGGCCUCGGAGUUCCCAGAGGGUUGGGGUGGCCGCUUACCCCUUGACCCCAGCUCCCACACAGAGCCUGGCAGGAGGGGCACUGGUGAGGGGGAGACAAAAGAGUGAAUAAAGGAACAC
This is a messenger RNA of Leptonychotes weddellii (Weddell seal), 2421 nucleotides long. It is a transcript of the gene SLC22A12, whose product is annotated as solute carrier family 22 member 12. Gene Ontology annotation, biological process: transmembrane transport. NCBI's taxonomy places the organism in Eukaryota, Metazoa, Chordata, Mammalia, Carnivora, Phocidae. The record is from RefSeq and is a predicted model, not a curated record. Gene Ontology annotation, molecular function: transmembrane transporter activity.